AUGAUCCUCCUCUCAGUAUUGCUGAAACCUGGGGUCGCAUUAGGUCAUUUUCAUGAAGUUGGUUUGAGAGGAUUAAGAAGCAGAAGUCACGUGAAGAUAGUGUGGAGGUGGAUGAGGAGGCAGAAGCUUAGACUAAUAUUCAACCAUGUAGGGUCUCAGAAGCAGUUUCUGGUUCUGGGUAUGACUUGGUUUACAGAGCCCAACUUCAAGCAGCAGGCUAAACCAGUAAAUGAUUAUCCACAACACAAGUCCCCUUGA
Messenger RNA from Prunus armeniaca (apricot), 258 nucleotides. Lineage: Eukaryota; Viridiplantae; Streptophyta; Magnoliopsida; Rosales; Rosaceae. The record is from the annotation of a GenBank genome assembly.